Messenger RNA from Ceratina calcarata, 1971 nucleotides. Its product is annotated as protein abrupt. Lineage: Eukaryota; Metazoa; Arthropoda; Insecta; Hymenoptera; Apidae. Gene Ontology annotation, molecular function: protein binding. The record is from RefSeq and is a predicted model, not a curated record. Bases 270 to 1295 code for a protein of 341 amino acids. The transcript is spliced from 4 exons. Gene Ontology annotation, cellular component: nucleus. Gene Ontology annotation, biological process: regulation of transcription by RNA polymerase II.
UCAAAUAACGCGUAAAAUUCUAAAUCCAUUCUAUGCUACCGAUGACUCUGACAGCAAUCGCUGACCGCGGGAACAAUAUCAGUUUCUCUGAAAACCGUGAGCCAAUAUCUGGCUUUUCCUCCAGCCGUACCUGAAGGUACAAUAAUAGACUUGGCUGGAACCUGCAGCCUGAUUAAAUAAAUAGUAUUGUCUAUCUCUCGAACUGCUCUACCAGCAGUAACCCAACUACCUUUCCGCCUGGCGUGAAUAGAUCCUAUCCAGAUAGAAAUAUGGAAGGGCAACAGUUCUGUUUACGAUGGCACAAUUUUCAAAACACACUAUUGAGCUCUCUGCCCAAACUCCUCGAUGGUGGUUAUUUAACAGACGUCACGCUAAGCGCUGGUGGUAGACAUAUACAUGCACAUAAAAUUAUACUUUCUGCUUGUAGUUACUACUUUAAAGAAUUGUUCAAGGAUUUAAGUUCUUUGCAACAUCCUGUAAUUGUAUUACCAGGAAUGGAGUAUGCGAAUUUAUGUGCCUUGGUCACAUUCAUGUACAAUGGUGAAGUGAAUAUAUAUCAAGAACAGCUACCUGCACUUUUGGCUAUGGCAGAUACCCUCCAUAUUCGUGGAUUAGCUGAUAUAGCUGGGAAAAACUCGAGGCACGACAAUGGUUUAUACGUCGAACCACCGCCGGAACAGCUGCAGGAAAAAACGUUAGCUGAUACAUCGAUAAAAAAGCAGAGCAAGGACAACGUGAUGUCAGGCGGUAGAGAAUCUUUAGAAAAUGCGUUAGACACCGAGACGACCGAAAACAUGGAAGAAUCAUUCAACGAUCAAGAAAGUAUACCGUAUUGUGUAAAGACAAAGCCUUAUUACUCUAUCAACGCGAAAUUAAAUCAAAAGAUCAGUAUUCCUUCUAUAAACGCGUCUACCAACAAGUACACUGAGAAAACUUAUUCGGAAAUCGGCGUGGAUGAGAGUACGCCUGUUUUAGAAGAUCAAGUCACGCCAGUCGAAGAAGCGAAUCCGUCUCCCGUUUGGGAUGCAAAUUUCAAAUUUCUGACGAGCUCCGUCGGCAGUAGAACGACGCAAAAUUAUAACAAAUCUAGUGUCACUUGUCUUAUUUGUGGUAAACAGCUGAGCAAUCAGUACAAUCUGCGGGUACAUAUGGAGACGCAUAGUAACAGUUCGUACAGCUGUACGGCAUGCUCGCAUGUCUCGAGAUCGCGGGAUGCGUUACGGAAACACGUUUCCUACAGGCAUCCGGUGGCCUCACCGCAAAAACGUUCGCGGUAUACUACACCAAAACCAUAGAAACAUGUAUCUCCAUUUAUAUUACAUCUACUGGUUUAGGACAUCUUUUGUCGGAGAGAUAAACGUUCUGUUAUUUAUCUAUGACUUUUUCGAUUAAAACAAAUUAAUAAGUUAUUAUGAUUCAGAAAUUGAGACGUUAUAGUUCCCAAGUAAGUCUCCAAACAUCUUAAAAAAUUAAGAUAAUGGGCCGAUUAAAAAUGUGUGCAAAAAUUAAUGAGAACCAAUGUAUAUCGGUGAUAGAAGUACCUAUUCGUGAUAAAUUUCUUUGCGCAAGUUGACGCGAGUCAGUGAAACGUUAUCCGUGUUAUCCGCCAAAACUGAGUUAAGAACAAAGGAGUUUAAAAUUACUUUUUAUUUCGUAUGACCCCUUGCAAUUGUGUUUUUCAUUUAUUUUAUUGCGAAUAGGAAAAGUGGAAUAUUUAUAUUGUACAAAAAAACUAGGAAGAGAAUUCAAUAUGAAAACUUGUGUACCUCAUGUUUCUACAUAAGAGAUAUAUUCAGUACUAGACUGAUUAAGAGUAAGGCAAGUUAUAGUAACAUCUCGAUUGUUUUUAAGUGUACAAAUAAUAACUUAAAGCGUGAUCACGUUCCUCGAGAGACCCUUAGUGUUCGAAUUGUUACUGUUUUUCUUGUUAUCGUUACGCUGUUUUAAUAAAGACAAUGUAGAUAUAGACAA